UUGCGUUUCAGGUUUGCACCUGCAACAGCUCGUAACGGAAAGGUUUUUGCAAGACAUGUAUGGCAAAUGGAAACAUCAAUAAAUCACUAGGAGAACACAAUUGAAAAUAGCAUGCAUUUAUCUGAUGUGUCGUUUCAAUUAGGAUGCAAAAUGACUGUCGUAUUCGUAGUUCUUAUACUUGUAUUUUCAUUCUGGAUUGUUGCGUGUAAAAAUGACUGUAUAACAAUAGGUAUUAUUGCUAACGGAACAGGAUUGGUCGAGUCCGAGACAUUUGCAAAACAUGAACGGACCUUUGUGAUUGUAAAACAUCUCGUCGAUGUGGCAGAAAUCUUCUAUGUAUUCCGUGCAGUUCAAAGAUUGGACGCUAAUUCAAGUGUCGAUGUGAUCAUCUUGCUUGAGUAUGACACUACAGUUUUGAGAAAGCCACAGAUUUUGGCAACACAAAACAAGAAGCUAAUAAAACUAGGGGCUCGAUCUAGGCAUCAACAUAAGACACCGGUAAGCUUUAAAGAAAGGCAGAUGACGCCACGUUCAUGUGAUACUAAUGAUGGUUUUAUUCCUGACUAUACGUCUGAAGAAACCUAUUGUUUAACAAAUCUCAACAUCACAAACAUGAAUGGGGAUGAUGUUUUGUUGACAUUGCCGGUACCUCGGGCAAUUCGUUCUUUGGUAAAGUCUUUGAAGUGGCAUUUCAUAAUUAUAUUCUACGAAAGUUCGACAGAAACGGAAACGUCGGCGUUAGUUGAUGGAUUAUCAAAGGAUGGUGUACUUUUCGCUAUGUAUAACACUGAUCAUGUUGCAAAUGUGAAGAACGUUUUACAAGAAAUUUACCAAAGAAAUGGAGAUGUAAACAAAGAGAUAUAUGUAGUUGUUGUUUGCAGGCUUUACAAUACGAAACAGAUUAUUAAAUCUGCAAACGAAUUUGAUUCAUUAAAUAAUCGAACGACGCUUCUGCAAAUGUUCUCUAGAUGGUUGAUUGUGUUAUACGACUACAGUCGGGGUGCUUCCGAAGCUCUUCAGGAUUGUGGGAACGACCUUGACAACAUCGCCAUACUUGCAGUGCCAAAACUGCAAACCAUUGGUAUAGAGGGUUUCUAUAAAGGCAUUGAUUGCACUGUAAUUGACAUCCUAAGAGAAGAUAAAAGCCAUGACGAGUUUAGAAAGGAAUUCAUCGACAGGCUCGAAAAGAAAGCACCAUCUUGGAAUCCUAGUUAUAAAUGUAAGGGAUAUCACAUCGACACAUUGCUUUGGAAGGAACAAGGCAGAGCAUUCAGUUCCGUCGGUCAUGCUGAUAUCAACGGCAAUAUUGUCGUCAACCCGGACAUCUUUCCAAAUACAAAAUAUGGAUAUAACAGAAGAUCCUUUCUCGUAUCUACCUUAGAGUAUUCGCCGUUCGUCGAAAAAAGAAAGGUUAACAACUCCUAUAUUUACGAAGGAUUUUGUAUGGAUCUGUUAAGCGAAUUAGCCAACAAGCUGAACUUUACCUACAACUUGACUGAACCUGCAGAUGGGAAAUGGGGGAGUUUAACCAAUUCAGUGAAUAUUACAUUCAAUGGUCUUGUAGGACAGCUACAAAAAGAGGAAGUUGAUAUUGUAGCUGCCCCAGUAUCAGUGCAAGCUGAGAGAGACCCAGUGAUGGAUUUUAGCUAUCCUUACUACUACGAAUACACCACGGUGCUCGUGAAGAAACCAGACAUUAAUGCUACAAAAUGGAGAACAUUGAUAGAUCCUUUCAAAUGGGAAGUUCUUAUCACCAUAGGAGCGUCUUUGUUGAUAGUUACAAUUUUAACAUUUAUCCUUGAGAAGUACAAUCCGUUCUAUGAUAUACCACAGCAUGCUGAAAGCAGACAAAUCAAUGGCGGCCUUCACACCUGGCAUAGUUCAUUUUGGUAUGUCUUUGGAGCACUAUUAUGUCAAGGUGGUGUGCACUUACCAGAAUCAACAUCCGGGCGAACAUUGAUGAGUUGUUGGUGGUUAACCUGUAUAAUUAUUGUCGGUACAUACAGUGGGAACCUCAUUGCCUUUCUAACAGUGACCAAAGAAAGGCCUCCUUUCAAUACCCUGGAAGAAAUGAAUAACUUAAAGGGUACAUACAAAUGGGGAACGCUUGGUGGAACAGCUUGGGAGACAUUGUUUCCGAACUCCAGCCACCCGGCAUUUAAAAAGAUGGGAGAGGCAUAUAUAGAAUUCAGCAAAACGGACCCAACAAUAUUGCACCAAAAUCCAGACUUUCAUGUCGAAAGAGUGAAAAAAGGAAAGUAUGCAUGGAUAGGUGAUAAAACAUACAUGGAGAUUGCAAUGGCAACAGAAUGCAAUCUUAUGUCUAUCAAGGAAGAAUUUAUGCCGCUUAUAUACGUGUUUGGUUUCAAGAACAACUCCCCGCAUGCCGCAAUUUUCUCAACACAGAUGAUGAAAAUACAUGAAGGAGGUUUAUUCCAAAUAUGGAAGCGUAAGUGGUGGCCAAAAUCAAGUUUCUGUGCUGGUAGUUCGAUACCAGAAGCCAAACCGAUUUCUCUAAUGGAUGUGCAAAGUGCAUUUUAUGUUUGUUUAAUUGGCAUUUUUAUAGGUGUUUUUGCCUUUGUCAUCGAAAUACUUUUGCAUAAAUACCGGAAGUACCGAUCGCAUAAGCAGAAAACUAGUAACGCCCCAAAAAGUGACACAAUGGACAGUCAAUACCAAGCAAAGAGUAAUAUUAAUAAGAAUAAUAGAUAAACACGGCUGUGAACGACCUGGAAACGUCUCGCAUUACAAAACAUAGCGGUAAUAGAUCUGUACAAAAUGAAUGGAAUGGAAAAUUGUUGAUGUUACAGGCCUAUGAUAAACAAUUGUUAUCGUGUUCGAGCGUGAUGAUGAAUGAUGAUUUCGAAGUCAAUUUGAUAUAUUAAAGAAUAUUUCUCAAAUUAAGUUCUCUUAUACAAAUGUAUGACAGUUUGUUUGUCGUGAUGACAACGUUUAUUUUGGAUAAAGUCUAGUUUAUGUUUAAACGAUUACAGACAGGAGAAUCAUCUUUGGAAACCGGAUGCAAAGAAAUAACACUAAUUUUCAGCAGAGAAAAUCAGCGCUAUUACGUUUAAUUAUAUCAAGAUAAUUUUUUUCAUUUAAUUGUUUAUCACGCAAAUAACAUGUAACUGUUACUCCCAGAUAUUCGAUAUUUAUGAUAACGUUAAACACAAUAAUGCUGACAAUGGGUUUCAGUAAUGCAUGAAAAUUUGUCUCAGGCAAUUUACAGACUAAAAUAUUUAAUCAAAAUCGUCGAAUUAUAUAGUCCACAUGUUUAUUAUUUCUGAGCAUUGUGGUCAUUUAACGAGGAAACCAUAUCAUGCGUAAUGUUUGCUUAUCAUGAGUGAAACACGUACCCUUUACUGAGGAUAUAUAUUACACAAACUCACAAACUCCCAAUAUACAGUUAUGGUUAUCUAUUCAAAAUGAAAUAUAUAAUAAUCGUUGCACUUGAGAGAAACAAUAGUGUGAUAAAAAGAAAUGAUUUUCAUUUUUUUGCGCACAUUUAGCUGAAAAAUAAGACUAAAGACAAAUACACUAUUUGAAAAGAAAUUAACAGUAUGCUGAGAUUUCAUCAUUAGUCUUUCUUUAGAAAUACUAGUAUCGUUUAAACAUUAUAACAUCUACAUAAUAAUAGCGCUAUCUGUGUGGAAAGUAACUAUGUUACGUAAUCUAUUACUUUUUGAAGCGCUGCAUACAUAUUAAAUUAAAAUAAAUAAUGAUAAUAUGUGGGGUAACAAUUAUGAGAAACCAUAUUGGCAUUUUUCCUAUUUGUGAAUUCUUAGACAUUAUAAGUUCCAUAAAAGUUAUAAUUUUAUCUACAUUUUGAAAUAACGAUUUCAUUGUUACUAAUACAUUUUCUUUCUUUGUUUUUGUAUUUUCUCUUGUUAUCUAUUUAACUGUGCACAGUUCGUAUGACAACUCUUUCUCGAUAUAUAUUUUUAUGACUACAUGUAAAUGUCUUUGCAGCGUUUACAUUUUUAUGUAAUUAGUUAUGAUUUCUUCAGUUUUAUUAAUGUUAUUACAAAUAUUUAAUUUUC
Messenger RNA from Mercenaria mercenaria, 4040 nucleotides. RefSeq names its product glutamate receptor 2-like. Gene Ontology annotation, molecular function: glutamate-gated receptor activity. The record is from RefSeq and is a predicted model, not a curated record. Gene Ontology annotation, biological process: monoatomic ion transport. Bases 112 to 2712 code for a protein of 866 amino acids. Gene Ontology annotation, cellular component: membrane. NCBI's taxonomy places the organism in Eukaryota, Metazoa, Mollusca, Bivalvia, Venerida, Veneridae. The transcript is spliced from 17 exons.